AUGGCUACCAUUCCCAUGGCUUCCAUGCAGCCACCAGGCACCAAGGUGAACUUCCAAGCGUCGGUCCGUGGUCCGCCGCAACCUGCGGCAAAGAGGAUGGCUGCUCUUGGGUUUUCCACACCAGCAGCUUUUGCUGCGACGAUCGGAUGCGCAGCAGGUCUGAGCCUGCGGAGGAGCCGAAUGCAGCCGGAAGAAGCGAAGGCAUCGCCUCCACAAGCCGAUCGUGAACUGUUAGCUGCUGAUCUUCCCUGGGUGUCACUUUGGAGGAUUUUCAUGGCAUCGGCCGUGCUGAUGUGCUUGGGCUGUUCAAGCCUCUUUGGCGGACAGGCUGAGAUGGAUCAAGCUUUGCUGCUCUUUCUGGCUUGGUCGAUCGUGAGACUUUUCCUCAGACACCAUGGGCCAUAG
Messenger RNA from Durusdinium trenchii, 405 nucleotides. The record is from the annotation of a GenBank genome assembly. NCBI's taxonomy places the organism in Eukaryota, Dinophyceae, Suessiales, Symbiodiniaceae.